UUAAAAGUAUUAUAUAUUUUAAAUCUAAAAGUGUGAUAGAACCAUAAUCAUUUUCAUAUUAGUUAUUGAAAAUUUUUUAUAAUGAAAUACUAAAAUAUCAAUUAUAAAGUACCGAACAUAGGUAUUAAAUAACGUUUAAUGGCCAGAACUAUUUUAUGAGAAAAGUGAAAACUAACAAAUUAAUAUUAUAAAAUAAAAUAAAUACUUAUAGUGACGUUGAUUAUUUUAUUAAUAAAUGUUGUUUAAUAUUAGGAUUUAACUCGAAAAGAACUUACUAUGGUAUUUAAAAACGAGCCCAAAUUAAUGGAGAACAUACAAUUAUUGAAAACAAUCGGAUUAUACCAAAUAUUGGAUUCACACAGUCCUAAAGUGUUUGGUUAUAAUGUUUUUAAAUGCGUAGCUGUAAUCGAAGCAUUUAUUCUCACUGCAACAGUAUAUGCAAGCAUUUUAAAUAUAUUCUACUGCCUGAGUGACAUAAAUGAGGCAACGAGAUAUUUCACAUUGUGUUUGAUAGCUUCAGUUCCAACUUUUAAACUCAGUUAUAUAAUUGGCUACUCAGAUACCAUAUGGAAUUGUUUACAUAUAACUUCCGCCGAAUAUUUAUCCUACAAGUAUCACAGCAGAUGUAUACUUGAAGUUGGCCGAAAGAAAUUGAAACAGUUUUUAAUACUUUUUGUAAUUUUAUGGAUUGUGGUUUUCAUAGCUUGGAUUUUGACUCCGUUCAUUGUACAGAACUCUUAUUUAAGAGUGGAGGCGAGAAAUAUGACUUACCAUUACCGUACAAACAUAUUGAAUUUAGUUUAUCCGGCGCCCGAUAAAUUCUACAAUGCCAAUUUUAUAAUGUAUUACAACAUCGAACUUACAAUAUCUAUUGUUUGGGCUCAUUCUACUAUUAUAUUCGAUAUACUUCUAAUAUCUAUGUGUAUUACAAUCGAGUAUUAUUUAAAAACUAUUGCUAAUACAUUUAGUACACUUGGAAACGUAGAGAAUCAAUUUAUGAAUAGCCGAAUGUCAACAGUCAGACUCGAUGAUACAAAAAUAAUAAAUGAUUUCAAAAUUAUAAUUCAGGAUCAACAAAAAGUAAUUGAAAACAUGAAAAAUAUCUACAAGGUAAUUCGACCAGUUAUACUUCUUCAAAUAGUUGCUGAAUCAUCAAUUAUUAUAUUACUAUCCAGCAUAACAAUAAUGGUUAAAUAUUACUUCAGUCUACAUAAACAUGCCUUUUUACAAUAUUUUUUUUUUAUAUUCCAGAAUUAUUUUAAUGGUUUUUCGUUGGUAUCUCCAUCGAACUUCAGAUUUAUAACAUCAAUAUUUAUAUAUAUAUUGCAUAUCUAUUUUAUCUGCUACUUUCUGAAUGACGUUAAUGAACAAAAAGAUUCGAUGAAUUUUGCAUUGUAUAGUGGUGAUUGGUCAGGCAAGAGUUUAAAAUAUAAAAAAAUGAUCCUGUAUGCUAUGCAAAUGAACAGUACCGACCAAAUGAAACUGCAAGUAACGAAGACAAGAGUAGUGAAUUUGGAACUGUUUACAAGCGUUAUGCGGACAACGUAUACAGUUAUAUCGGUGUUGUCAGAACAAUAUGCAAAAAAAACAUAAUAUUUAUAGUAUUAGGUAAUAAUUUUGAAGUACUUGAAAAUUGUAUAAUUAUUAUAUAAAACAAACAGUAGAAAAAGUAAGAUAUUAGUUUUUAGUCAUAAAUAUGUAAUCAAAAAUCAAAAAUUUUUCAAUAUAUUGAAAAAAAAUUUAAAUUUUGUACAUAAAAUUAAUAAAAAAAAAAAAAACUAAUUUAAUUUAAUCAGAAGGACGCGCGCUGAGUAGAUAUAGUUAAUAAGAAUAAUAAAGUAAAACAAUAAUAAUGAAUUUGUGAAUAGGUAUCUAAUUUAAAUUAAAUACAAUAAUUUCAAUCAAACUUUCAACUGUGUUAAUUUAAUCAAUUUAUGUUUGCCAAAGUCCGAAAAGUUAGCAGUAGCUAAGCAUUGUCGCGGCUGGGUCAACUCAUAAUAAAUACAACUAAUGACGUAUUAUAACGGGGUAGCGCCGUGGAGGUAUCUCAUAUAUGAAAGUAUUCCAUAGGCGUGCGCAGACUUUAUUCGCAGGUUAUGCAAUAAGGAAAAUAGGGCCCCUCGCAAAUUCUAAUCUUUCUUUAGUUUAUUCUAAAAAACAAUUCUAAGCCGUUAAACAUUUUUUAAACACAUAUAGGAUUCAAUUUACAUUUUACAAUCUAAGUUUUUGCAAAUAUACAACUUAGCUUUUUUGCUUCCCUCGGAAUCUGAAAUCACACAUAGUUUUACAGUAGAAUAUUAAACAACGCGCUGUAGAAAUAAGUAAUUAAUAAUUUUGUCUAAACACUCUAAACGAUUAACGAAUUAUGUCAAAAAACAUUGGCUCGUCGGAAUACAGUUCAACUUUUCAUGGUAAACGUUCUAUUGUCUAUCAGUAACGUUCGGCGGUAAAAUCACAGAUAACAAAACUUAAAGCUUAUCUAUCCAACCAGUACCAUAUUAUAACAAUGAUGGUAGUAAUACUUAUUAAAUUAUACACAUCGAUAAUGACAUGA
Molecule: messenger RNA, 2554 nt
Organism: Acyrthosiphon pisum (pea aphid)
Lineage: Eukaryota; Metazoa; Arthropoda; Insecta; Hemiptera; Aphididae
Exons: 5
Coding region: 277-1593 (438 amino acids)
Biological process (GO): detection of chemical stimulus involved in sensory perception of smell; sensory perception of smell
Cellular component (GO): plasma membrane
Molecular function (GO): olfactory receptor activity; odorant binding
Source: RefSeq, a predicted model, not a curated record